AUGAUUGUCGUCCUUCCAGGUCAACCCCCAUCGAAGCUUCAAGCGGUAACUACUGGCUUUUGGGACGGCCAAUACUACAACGCGUACAUAAGUGGCAGCGCCUUCAUAAUCCUCGACGAGUCACAUCACGUGAUUCAAACCAUUUACGACGACGACAACGACCGCCAACUUGAUGCCAUUGUCAUUGAUGAAAUAUCUGGGAAAAUCGCCACCUGCUCGGCCGAACAAGUCCGUAUCUAUCAGCCAUUAAUAUUACGGGAAGACAGCGUGAAGUGGGCUCAACAGUCAGUUCUAGAUGUCUCGCUCUCGUCUCCCGACGCACCAUGCACCUUAUCAUGGGGCAGCUCCGAAGAACUUCUUAUAGCCUCCGACUCAUUAGCGCUGUUCGCGACAGCUGGCCAACCAGCAAAACUGUGGCAAAAGAGGCUACCCAAUGCUGCCAAAUCAGCCAUCCUUGCUCCUGAUUCGGCAUAUGUUGCCUCGAUCGGCCAGCAUGAUUGUCUGGCCAAAAUUUGGCGACGAUUAAGUUACGCAUCCGAUGAGGUCCAGUUCGACGUAACAUACCUUCCACAUCCCGACAUCGUCGUGUCUAUUCGAUGGCGAAAGCCUUUCCAGCCAGGCCACACGACGAACAAUGUCUUGUAUACAUCAUGCCUGGAUGGCUCAAUCCGUGUCUGGGUUUCGACCGAAGCAGUGGAGGGCUGUCAGUGGCAACUCCGUGGCCGAAUCGACAUGACUGAAUCAAUGGGAAGACCCAUAGGAACACAGGCUCUACUAGUAGUCAUUUUGGAUGGUCGCGACCUCACAGCCGCUCUUGAGCGAGCCGUCCGUGACCGUAUGGCCGAUGAUGAGAAAACAGAUGAUGUCGCUAUAAAAAAUCUUGUGGCAAUAGCCACGAGGAAUCCGGAAAUAUGUAUCAAAUUUGAUAUUGAUGGUAACAUGCUCGCCUGGGCGCUGGAGAAUGUGGGAAGCAGUGACCCCGAAUUGUUUCAAGUUCACAAUAUCGCACGGGCUAAGCUAUCAGAAAUCGACGCGCUGAGAGACUUCGUGUGUAACAGAUCAAUUCCGAGUGGAGGCCACAUCGAAACCCAAAACUACUGCAACAUGGCGACUGGGAAGCUUCAUGUUGUUCUGCAUUCCUUUGAUGGUAAGAUUGGAGUGUUUGUAUCUGAUGUGGCGGAUCUGCUGGACCCCCUUGUGAGUGACCGACGACUUACUCUGCAAACCGUCUGGACCGGACACGCCUCUUCAAUCGAGAAGAUUGUUCGCAAUUUCAGUGGACACGCUGUUGUAUCGCGAACUGGGAGUGGGGAAUGCAUUCUCUGGAAGUACUCUACACACGACGUGAGGAAUGAAGGGCAAGCAUUUUCUCGAAACACCGUCAUACCACCAGUCGUAGGUAUACAACGCAUCUGUGUAUUGCGAAAGGGGCAGUUUGCUGUGUUUCUGUGCCGAAAUGCGCUGAUGCUGUGGGACUGUCGAUCCGAAACCGCGUCCAUGCUUGCCAAAUGUUCGUUUGAUAUUCCCGGAUCCCCUCUAUGCUUGAUGGUGCUUCCACGACCACCAUCAGCUGGAUAUGAAGCUGCAUACAUUGCGACAAUAACACCGAGUGGUUUGGGAAUAGUAUGGGAAGUCAUGCUACCAAACAAGACCGACAAGACGCCGAAAACAAGCACGUCGGGAUUAUCCGAAUUCUGCCGGUUUCGGCUUGACAUCCCGGAUGCGCUCAAGUACGUCCUUGCUGUUGACCCGGCUGGUCCGGCUCUGGCGGUGUCAGGAUUUCUCGACAUAUUCGCAAGGGAUGUGGCGAUUUCAUAUACGAGCACGGGGAGAGUCGAAUUUUGGGCGGCUCGCGUCGAUUUAGGACAAAGAAAGGUCGAUUGGCUGUCAACGGCUUGCACAGAGACUGGUCUCCUAGAACCUGCACUGGCAAGUGGAAGCAUGCUUAAAAAAGCGGCCGUGGUCAACUCUACACGAUCGCAGCUGACAAUUUGGGACAUUGGCGGUUCGCGACUUGAAUUUGACAAGGACUACAGGACGCAUCACAUCAUCAAGGACCUUGACUGGACCUCGACUCCAGAUGCACAAGCUAUACUGGCAGUUGGAUUUCAGCAUCAUGUUGUGUUGCUUUCUCAAAUGAGGUUCGACUAUCUUAACAAAGGACCUGCUUGGGCCCCUAUCCACGAGAUUAACAUUCGCGAGCUGACUUCGCAUCCAAUCGGAGACUCAGCUUGGCUUUCCGACGGACAUUUAGUUAUUGGAGCCGGAAACCAGCUUUUGAUUCACGAUCGACACAUGGAAAUUGGAGAACCUGGCACUGUCAUUGGUGCUCACGCUACAAGAUGCGAGACACGGGACUUAUUUGAAGCAGUUCAACGAUACAAUGGUCCUCUAUCAGUAUUCCACCCUCAGUUUUUGAGCCAGUGCGUCCUGGCUGGGAAGGGAACCCUCGUCCGAGACAUAUUGCUGGCCUUGCACAAGACCUUGACGUAUCUCAUUCCAGGUGACCCUAUCGAUGACUAUCUAGGACUUCGGAUGACCCAGUUUUAUGCAUCAAAUGGAACUCUUGCAAAUGAGAUGAGUAGAGCUAAAGGCUCCCUGACUGGGGCCAAAAGCUUUGAUGAGGAUGAGAAAUUCAGCGAAGAAACAGCCGCGUCUAUCAAUGAUACUCUGACCAGGAUUAGGAUCCCGCAGCUUUCUGGGCACGAACAGAUACAGCUAGCGGACAUUGUUGAAUGCGUCGCUUUGGUGGAAAGCCAUCGAAGAUCCAUGGACGAGAACGCGGCCCGGUUCAUGUUGUUCUUUCGCCAGCAUGCACUCCGAAAAGGACGGACGAACGAAAUGGAGCUUUCUUGGCGAGAGAUUAACUGGGCUUUUCACUCCAACAGCCAAGAUAUUCUGCUAAAUUUUGCAUCUCGGCAGAAUCACGGCGUGAUGCUGUGGGAACAAGCCCGUGAGUGCGGAGUGUUCAUGUGGCUGUCCGACUUAACAGCAUUGCGCAAUCACUUUGAGGUCAUAGCCAGGAAUGAGUACACGAAGGGUGAACGUAAAGACCCUGUCAACUGCAGCUUGUUCUAUCUUGCAUUGCGCAAGAAGACUGUACUUCAAGGGCUUUGGCGCAUGGCAUCAUGGAAUAAAGAACAGUCGGCAACGCAAAAAUUACUCGGGCAUAAUUUCGAUGAUCCAAAGUGGCGAAGAACGGCCUUGAAGAAUGCAUACGCGCUACUUAGCAAACGGCGAUUCCAAUACGCUGCGGCUUUCUUUCUGCUUGCCGGCCAACUCGAAGAUGCUGUGGAGGUUUGUUUACGGCAGCUGAAGGACUUGCAGUUGGCUAUCGCGAUCAGCCGUGUUUACGAAGGUGACGGAGGGCCAGUACUUCGGAAAAUCCUCCAGGAUGAAGUCCUUGCGGUAGCGGCACAGGAAGGGAACCGCUGGCUUGCGUCAUGGGCCUUUUGGAUGCUCGGCCGCAAAGACAUGGCCGUCAGAGCAUUGAUUACACCUGUUUUUGCCUUGCUGGGAACGCCUUGCUCUCCUGACCUGAAAUCGCGCUCGUUUCUGACUGACGACCCGGCACUCGUGGUCUUGUACGCUCAGUUGCGUGAAAAGACUCUGCAGACUCUUCGGGGAGCAUCAAAAAUAACGCCAAAGAUCGAGUGGGAAUUUGUGCUUCAUAGCGCGAAGUUGUACGACCGAAUGGGAUGCGAUCUUUUGGGUCUUGACCUGGUUCGCAACUGGGAGUUCCAGCAACCUGCAGCUGUAGGAUUCGGCGGAGAAAUAAAUCCGCUGCGGCUUUUGCGACGGCGAAGUUCUCUCGUCGUGGACGAUUUGUCGGCAACGAGGCGCAGAGUUAGUCUUGAAAAGCUGCAGGAGGGGGUGAGGGUUUCGCAGUCGGGCUUUGCGCCCCCUUCUGUCUUUGUUGAACCUGAUGCCACGUCAUUACUUGACAGCUUUGGCUUGUGA
This is a messenger RNA of Ustilaginoidea virens, 3960 nucleotides long. RefSeq lists its product as uncharacterized. Gene Ontology annotation, biological process: vacuolar acidification. Gene Ontology annotation, molecular function: protein binding. NCBI's taxonomy places the organism in Eukaryota, Fungi, Ascomycota, Sordariomycetes, Hypocreales, Clavicipitaceae. The transcript has 8 exons. Gene Ontology annotation, cellular component: RAVE complex. The record is from RefSeq and is a predicted model, not a curated record. The coding region runs from base 1 to 3960 and encodes 1319 amino acids.